AAAAGCCAGGACAACAUGGAAAUCCUAAGCAAUUUGACAUCUAAAUUUCCAACCUUCUUGCUUACCGGCAUUCCUGGUCUAGAGUCUGUCCAUGCCUGGAUGUCCAUUCCCUUCUGUUGUCUUUAUGCCAUUGCCCUCUCUGGGAACAGCAUGAUCCUGUUUGUCGUCAUUACCCAGCAGAGUCUCCAUGAACCCAUGUACUAUUUCCUCUCCAUGCUGUCAGCCACUGAUCUGGGUCUGACUAUUUCUACAAUGUCAACAACACUAGGUAUACUGUGGUUUGAUGCACGUGAAAUCAGUCUAGAUAGCUGCAUUGUCCAGAUGUUUUUUCUUCAUGGAUUCACUUUCCUGGAAUCUGGAGUGCUUGUGGCCAUGGCCUUUGACCGCUAUGUGGCAAUCUGUGAUCCUCUGAGGUACUCUGCCACUCUCAAUAAUUCCAGGAUCAUCCAGAUGGGCAUCGUAAUGAUUUUACGUACUGUGGUACUAAUAGUUCCAUUGCUCUUGCUGCUUAAGCCUCUCUAUUUCUGCAGAAUGAAUGUCCUGUCCCACUCCUACUGUUACCAUCCAGAUGUGAUUAAAUUAGCAUGUUCAGACAUUCGGGCUAACAGCAUCUGUGGGUUAAUUGAUCUGAUCCUGACCACAGGGAUAGAUACACCAUGCAUUGUUCUGUCUUAUAUCUUAAUUAUUCACUCUGUCCUCAGUAUUGCCUCGCCUGAAGAACGGCAUAAGGUCUUCAGCACCUGUGUCUCCCACAUUGGAGCAGUUGCUAUUUUCUAUAUCCCCAUGUUGAGCUUGUCCUUGGUACAUCGCUACGGUCGGUCAGCCCCCAAAGUGGUCCAUUCAAUGAUGGCCAAUGUGUACCUGCUUUUGCCCCCUGUGCUCAACCCCAUCAUCUAUAGUGUAAAAACAAAACAGAUCCGUAAGGCUAUCCUCAAUCUGCUCCUUACAAAAUAA
This is a messenger RNA of Nycticebus coucang (slow loris), 954 nucleotides long. Its product is annotated as olfactory receptor 51F1. Gene Ontology annotation, molecular function: G protein-coupled receptor activity; olfactory receptor activity. Lineage: Eukaryota; Metazoa; Chordata; Mammalia; Primates; Lorisidae. The coding region runs from base 16 to 954 and encodes 312 amino acids. The transcript has a single exon. The record is from RefSeq and is a predicted model, not a curated record. Gene Ontology annotation, biological process: G protein-coupled receptor signaling pathway. Gene Ontology annotation, cellular component: membrane.